UUAACAGAAAAUCUCUCACGUCUUGGACACAUAGAAAAAAGCAUACAAGUAAAAAAAAGGAAAAAAAGAAAAAGAAAAAAAAAAGACACCAUUGAAUUACAGAAAUACCCUCAUCUCCUACCUCAAUAGAUGAUGAUUGAAGAGUAAUAGUAUAUAUGUAACAACUCUCUUGAUACAGAGCUUUGCUUAUCUCUUCUUAUCCUAAUUUGUUUCUCUCCCUCCCUCCCUAACUAACUGAUCCCUUCUUAAUCUGUUACUCUUUCUUAUUCAUUUCUUUUGGUUUUAGUUUUCAAAACUUUUGGCUUCUCUAUUAAUAAACAACACUCUCUGUUUUUCUUCUACGUUCUGUUACGGCGUUGAUUACCAAUUAUGCUUUCCCAUAAUUCUGUUUCUGGCUACCGGAAUUAACCCCAAACACCCACACACACACACACACCAAAAAAAAAGAAGAAGAAGAAGAAGCUGGAUUUUAAAAUGGUCGAUACUACAGAGACGCAGGUGGAGUUUCCGCCGGAGAACCGCCGUGGUUUGCUGUUCGGGAAGUACGAGGUUGGGAAACUGGUGGGAUGCGGAGCGUUCGCGAAAGUGUACCACGGGAGGAACACGGGCACGGGCCAGAGCGUUGCGAUCAAAGUGGUGAGCAAGCAGCGGCUGCACAAGGGAGGCCUCAAUGCCAACAUCCAGAGGGAGAUCGCUAUCAUGCACCGUCUUCGCCACCCUUGUAUCGUGCGCCUCUUCGAGGUCCUUGCCACCAAAUCCAAGAUCUUCUUCGUCAUGGAAUUCGCCAAAGGCGGCGAGCUCUUCGCCAAGGUCUCCAAGGGCAGGUUCUGCGAGGACCUUAGCCGCCGCUACUUCCACCAGCUCAUCUCCGCCGUCGGUUACUGCCACUCCCGCGGCAUCUUUCACCGUGAUCUCAAACCCGAGAAUCUCCUCCUCGACGACAAGCUCGAUCUGAAGAUCUCCGAUUUCGGACUCAGCGCUCUCACCGAUCAGAUCCGACCCGACGGUCUCCUCCACACCCUCUGUGGCACGCCGGCCUACGUGGCGCCCGAGGUUCUGGCGAAGAAAGGCUACGACGGUGCCAAAAUCGAUGUCUGGUCAUGCGGGAUCAUACUCUUCGUCCUCAACGCAGGCUAUCUCCCUUUCAACGACCACAAUCUCAUGGUCAUGUACCGCAAGAUCUACAAGGGAGAGUUCCGCAUCCCCAAGUGGACCUCGCCGGAUCUCCGGCGGCUUCUGACCCGGCUCUUGGACACCAACCCGCUUACGAGGAUCACGAUCGAAGAGAUCAUCCACGAUCCGUGGUUCAGGCAGGGAUACGACGAUCGGAUGUCCAAAUUCCACCUGGAAGACUCCGAUAUGAAACUCCCGGGGGAAGAGACGGGAGCGAGGAGGAUGAACGCCUUCGACAUCAUCUCAGGAUCGCCGGGGUUCAAUCUCGCCGGUCUGUUCGGGGAGGCUCGAAAGUACGACAGAGUGGAGAGGUUCGUGUCGGCGUGGAGGGCGGAGAGGGUGGUGGAGAAGCUGGAAGAGAUGGCGGAGGCGGAGAAUCUGACGGUGGCGAAAAAGGAGGCGUGGGGGAUGAAGAUAGAAGGGCAAAAGGGUAAUUUCGCAAUGGUGGUUGAGAUAAAGCAGCUAACGGACGAGCUGGUCAUGGUCGAGGUGAGGAAGAGGCAAAGAGCAGCUGCAUCUGGACGCGAUCUAUGGAAGGAUACAUUCGCCCCUUACUUCCUCUCGAUCCUGCACCAACCGGACCAGUCGGAUCUAGAACCAUCAUCCCAAGUAAAUACGACGUCGCUCUAGUUUAGAAGCGAGGGAGGUUAACUCUCUCAACAAAAUUAUCCAAAUAAUAAUAUCCCGGGGUUAUCUGUAAUUGUUUUUGCCCCAUGGAGUAUAUUAAUUAUAUAUCUCUGACUUAAUAUAAGAGAUGAAAUCGUUAAUUAAUUAUAUAUUUAGUUGGUAUAAAUAUCUAUCUAUCUAUCUAUGUUCUUCUUAUGUAAUCAUAAUUACUUACUACAUCAAUGGAACGAAAGAAUGAAAAAAAAAAAAAA
Capsella rubella is the source of this 2051-nucleotide messenger RNA. Its product is annotated as CBL-interacting serine/threonine-protein kinase 14. The transcript has a single exon. The record is from RefSeq and is a predicted model, not a curated record. The coding region runs from base 475 to 1803 and encodes 442 amino acids. Gene Ontology annotation, molecular function: protein kinase activity; ATP binding. NCBI's taxonomy places the organism in Eukaryota, Viridiplantae, Streptophyta, Magnoliopsida, Brassicales, Brassicaceae. Gene Ontology annotation, biological process: protein phosphorylation; signal transduction.